Molecule: messenger RNA, 657 nt
Organism: Engraulis encrasicolus (European anchovy)
Lineage: Eukaryota; Metazoa; Chordata; Actinopteri; Clupeiformes; Engraulidae
Exons: 5
Coding region: 1-657 (218 amino acids)
Source: RefSeq, a predicted model, not a curated record
AUGGUGGAGAAGUUCAGGAAGACCAGCAUCCAAGCUGCUGCUCCUGAUCACUGUUAUGCUGGACCUGGAGAUGUGGUGUGCAACAUUUGCACUAGGAGAAAACUCAAAGCCGUCAAGUCCUGUCUGGAGUGUGUGGAGGGCUUUGGGCAGAGGCAGAGGAGAUGCCAGCACAUAAUCCAGUUGAAGGAGAAGGAGCUGCAGGAGCUGAGGAAGGCUGUGGAGACUCUCAAGUCUGGUGCACAGACAGCAGUGAAGGAGAGUGAGAGGAUGUUUACUGAGAUGAUCCGCUCCAUUGAGAGAAGGCGCUCUGAGGUGACAGAGCUGAUCAGAGCUCAGGAGAAGGCUGAGGUGAGUCGAGCUGAAGGACUCCUGAAGCGACUGGAGCAGGAGAUUGCUGAGCUGAAGAGGACAGAUGCUGAGAUGAAGCAGCUUUCACUGACACAGGAUCCCAUCCAUUUCCUCAAGAACAUUGCGUCCAUCACUGAGAGGCCUUACAGCACAACUUCAACCAGUGUGACCUUCAGCCAAAGCUUCUCCUUGGAGCCCCUGAAGAAAUCUGUGUCUGCACUGAAGAUGCAGCUGGAGGAGAAAUUACAGUCAGUCUUCAAGCAGGAAAUAGUCAAGAUAUCUGCAGCAGAGUGUGACAUCUUGACAUGA